CGCUACCUUUACUCUCCAACCAUCAUCUCCCACAUACUCUACGCUCAUUCUAGUUCCAUUCUCACCCGGUUUCACUCGGAUUUCACCCUGUAUCAUCUAUUUCUUUGGAUUUGUACCUUCAAACAAGUUCAAUUACUUGUGGAAAGUAUUAUUUACUUGGGAUAAUGUCGUCUACGUACGGAGCUCCAGCCCAAAAUCUACCAACUGGGCCUCGAUCUCGAACAAAUUCACUUCAUUAUGCUCUGCCAUACGAUAGACCUCCGCCCACUCGCGGCAGAUCCGUGUCUCCACCUCCUGCGCGUCGUUAUUCUGGAUAUACUCAGUCGAAUAACUACAGACCUGACCAAUAUUGGUAUCAAGACUCUCAUCAUGAUUACGGUCGGACCAGUCCUGAACGAUAUGGAGGGUCAUAUUGGGAUUCAACUAGGGAACAUUAUGACCAAAGGCGGCCAAUAUCACCAGUCUCGCCUUAUCCACGAAGCAGGGAACCUUCAGGAAGUUGGCGGGAUUCUGAAACCAUGGCUACAAGAGUUUUCGAGCCGUCUGAUUCCUGGAAACAGAGAGACAGGAGUAAUACAGGGGGAAGUUCAAACGAUUCGCCCCAGCGGUUCUAUUCUCAAGAUACUGGUACCUGGUCGUCCUAUAGCAGAUACGACGACGAUAGGCAUUACCGUCCAGGUUCAUACGAUCCAGACGCCCCUGCUGUGCGUAGCAGAUACGAUUCCUACCGUUCCGACCAUGAUCAAGAAGGCGAAAAUCAUCGUCAAAGUUCUUACUCUCGUUCGCCUCACCGGCGCCAGAGACGCUCACGACGAAGUUAUUCUUCUGAAGGAUCAAAAUCUCGGUCUCCUCGUUAUCGUUCGCGCUCACGUUCGCGGUCCAGGAUCAUCUCACGAACACCAUCCCAGUCUCGUUCACGUUCGCGUCGUUUGGGGAGAAGUUCGCGGUCUCGCUCGCGUCUACGGUCUUCGAGCUCACGUUCGUUUUCUCGAUCACGUUCUAGGUCCUCUCGUUCAACUUCCCGUUCUCGAUUUCCCAAUAAUUCUAGUUUAACCACGAGAUACAUAGAUUCUGAGGCUUCUACUCCAGUUCGUCUACCCUCUCCGUCUGUGACUCAGAAUGAACGUGAUGGGACAAGGAAGAAUGCUAAUUCUACUGUGGCCCCCUCCGCAAACACACGACUUCGGUCGCGCAUGGAUCAUUUAUACUCAAACCGUAGCCGUCCAGCUUCACCGUCCAGAUCUCCUUCUCAUUCAUCUAUCGCUUCGUCCAGGGAGACAUCAGUGAAACCUUCGGAUCUUGUUGUCCAUGGACUUGACACUCCUGUUGCUUCUCAAUCUAGUUUAGACAUAGAGAAUACCACCUUACUGUCACAGUCAGACAACAAGUGUCCACCUUCACAUGCUGAAUCUACCGUUCUUCCACAAAACUUGGACGCGGCUGGUCUCUGCUUUACUUCUGAGGUUCCAACUCAACCAGAGACAAAUGGGAAGAAAAGCGAACAUGAUCGCGUCGCGGAAGUCAAAAUUCAGGAAUUGCCGGCGGAUAAAGCAGCUAAACUUCCAAGCACUGAACCUUUGACAUUCGGAGACGAACAGACUCACGUUGAACAAAUUGUAGAGUCUGCAGCGACGCCCGUAAUUGGAGACGGAACGUCUUCUAAAGACAGUCGGAAUGACCGCGGUCAACCCGGAGUAGAAAGUGGUGACUCGGUGGAUACCCUUCCUCAACCCUCCCAGCCUCCGCUCGAUCAAAAAUUAAUUCCCGACUUUGGACCUGACGAUGUCCCCAGUAUGUCAGAUGCAACCUCAGUCAGGGAAGCCCUUCGCAUCGUUGUCAUGACUCGUCUGCUCGCGGAUAGACAGACACGCGAAGAACGGGUUGAACCCAUCUUGGCUACCAACCUCUCAUUGCCAAGGUUUCCUCACGAGAAGAUUCCUAGCGUAAAGCAGUCUCAUGAAGUCCUCAUGCAGGAAAUGUUCGAACCCACUGGCACCCGAGCGCGUUCCCGAAACGAGACUUUCAGGCAGGUACAUGCAGGUUUGGUGGAGAUGUUCGAUGCUAGACAGGCAGCUUUGAAGGUCAAGGUACAGAAACUCAAGGAGGAAUAUCUAUCUCUUCACGAGAAAUGGGUGGAGCAUUGUACCAGGCUUGAUGAUCAAGCAAAAGCCAAACAGGCCGCCAGUGCCGCAGAGGCACCUGUGCAACCUUCGGUCCUUCCACCUGCAAAUGGUCGCACCACACGACGAUCAGCGGCCACCAUGGGGGACGCAGUACGUUCGGACCUUGAGAUGGAGCAGAUUAUCGCUAGCAUCGGAUACGACGAAGCUACGGAUCCAAACCAAUUGUGCGUGCGAAAUCUUGCGGUGAUUCCGGACAUGAUUUCCGUGACCAAUGGUUACGUCGAUUACGUGUUUGACGAUAACAAUCUUCGUAUCGACAACCCCGCCAAAUAUUACGCACCAGACACUGGCAUCCAUGAUUGGACGGAGGAGGAAAAACAAGUCUUUUUGGACAAGUUCGCUGCUUAUCCGAAGCAGUUCGGAAUGAUUGCCAAAUUUUUGCCUAACAAGACUACUGCUCAAUGUGUCAACUUUUAUUACUUGCAUAAGAAGGUCUCGAUUGAUUUUAGGAAUGUCGUGGCGAUGAAUGCACCUGGCAAGAAAGGAAAAAGAAGGACUGGGAAGAGAAAGGGUAAUGCUUUAUUAGCUGAUAUCAGAAAACACGAUGCGGAGGUUGGGCCCACCACCCGAGGAAAAGGCAAACGGACAUCUGCGGCCACAGCGGCUUCUCUGGAAGCAAGGAAAACUCGGAGGGUCACUGGCAUAAAUGCAGAAGAUACGCCUACUACAGCGACACCUACCCCAGAGCCAGAAUCACGCCCAAGACGUCGGCGCGUGGCCGGACCGUUGGCCAUCUCGGCGAGGUCUUCACUUGCUGUCGCACUAAAUGAAGCAGAAGAAGAAGCAACGGACAAUGAUUCAGUCAGUAGGCCUGCUAAAAGGGCAAAACGAGCUCGUAAAGUCAAAUCCGCAGCAAUCAUCAAUGACGACAUCUCAACUCCACCUCCCCUUGUCGCCGAUGGAGAAAACAAGAAUGCUGAUACGGAGAGUUCGAAUCGUCGUAGAGCAGUGGCCGUUUGGUCUGACGAUGACAAAGAACUCUUCCUGAAACUUCUGGGGCAACACGGCGAUGAUUUUAAACGAAUAUCAGCCUCGAUGCCGAAUAAAACAACAGCGCAAGUUUCCAACUUCUACAGAAAUCACAUCGAUGAACUUAGUUUACGUGAAAUUGUAAAGAACGCCCUUCGAAAUUCCCUGCCGCCAAUUUCACGCCACGCAUCGCCUCCUAUGGCCUCCCUCCCUUUAGAUGACGAACCUACAGGCGGUGAAGUCCAAAGUACGGCAACGUCAGUCUCUGUGACGCCGGCUCUUGCUGAAUCCGUUGCUGGACAACCUGUCCCUAUGCAUUCACGCGAUUUAGGAGCUGUAUAUCAAGGGUAUAGCGGCUACACGACCCCGUAUGGUGCUCACGCAACGAUGCCGGUGUCUGUGUAUUCUACCGCCGCCAAAGAUUAUCAUACCUCAGGAUAUGGUGCUGUAGCAUAUGGCUCUUAUGGGUCUUCAGCACCAGGUGUGUUUCCCAACAGUGCUUAUGCUAGCACUAGAUCGGCAUAUUAUCCCUAUCCUUAUUCUUAUAGUGUCCCAGCUGCACCUUAUAAUGGGAGUGCAACAACUCCGUCCGCGUCUACCACCGCAGGUGGUGCUGCGAAUCCAUACACAGAUCCCCGUUAUUAUUCUUAUUCGUGAUAGCUAUGGAUAGCACGUCAUUAGAUAUUAUACUAGUAGCUCAGAGCGGGACCAGUCUUGAAUGAUAACGAGGCCCAGGCAUAGAUUACUUCCUCUGUAAAAGGAAGGAGAAUGCUAGGAAAGUCAGCCUUUCAGACUUUCCUCAACUUUGCAC
Molecule: messenger RNA, 3963 nt
Organism: Marasmius oreades (fairy-ring Marasmius)
Lineage: Eukaryota; Fungi; Basidiomycota; Agaricomycetes; Agaricales; Marasmiaceae
Exons: 7
Coding region: 165-3809 (1214 amino acids)
Biological process (GO): regulation of transcription by RNA polymerase II
Cellular component (GO): Set3 complex
Source: RefSeq, a predicted model, not a curated record